Molecule: messenger RNA, 3774 nt
Organism: Zasmidium cellare ATCC 36951
Lineage: Eukaryota; Fungi; Ascomycota; Dothideomycetes; Mycosphaerellales; Mycosphaerellaceae
Exons: 1
Coding region: 1-3774 (1257 amino acids)
Source: RefSeq, a predicted model, not a curated record
AUGUCUACUCUGCAGGAGAGACUCGACAAGAUUCGAUCGUCGCCAAAGCUGAAAAACCAGCAGCAAACCUCCGUCGUCCUCAACGCCAUCGAAGAUACUCUGCGCACGCAAAAGAGCGAUCCAACUCCCACCGCAUACUUCGCAGCGCUGCUUUCAUUGCUGGGACAGUACAUCACGGCAGACAAGGGCCUUGUCAACAAAGAUGUUGCAUUCUCCGUCGUAUACCUUCUCGACCUUGUCACUAGCCAUGUGCCCGCGCCGCUGCUGCAAUCGAAAUUUCCGCAAAUCCUCUCGAGUCUUGCUCCGGCCUUGACGCACACGGACUCAGAGGCGCCGAUACUAAGAGCUGGGAUUGGAUGUCUGGAGUCGCUUUUGGUCGUACAAGAUUCACAAGCAUGGACUCUGCCUCAGUCGCAGACCAGCCCAAGAGGCGCAGUGAGCGGGCUGCUUGCUCUGGCCAUGGAUCACCGACCAAAGGUUAGGAAGAGGGCGCAAGAUGCGUUGGCGAAUAUGCUGAAGCAUCCACCUCCUUCUCCUUCGUUGGAUCACCCUGCUUCAGACAUCUGUGCCGAGACUGCACUUCGACAUUUGCAGUCCGCCGCAGAGGCGGCGAGUACGAAGAAGAGGAAGCACAAGCACAGAGAUGAAGGUUCGAGUGAUCCCAGCUUGAUGCAUGCUUUGCAACUGGUCAAGACUGUUGCCUCUGCACAGAAUGGCUGGCCUAGCAAGAAGAUCGACGCACUGUGUGAAGUGUUACUGAACAUCUCGAGAGGAAGCAACGAAUUCAUGACCAUGGCUGCCUUUGAGAUUUUCGAGAUCAUCUUCGCCGGUCUGGCUGAUGAGAUCUCGUCUUCGAAACUCCCCAGACUGCUCGAAGUCAUCACGGAGCUACAGCCGUCACAGAAUGAUUCACAAUUGCUACCGCCCUGGAUUGCAGUCCUAAGCAGAGGCUAUGAAGUGUCUUCGCAGAUCGAGCCAGAGGAGACAUUCGAAAAGCUGCCAGAUCUUUUCGCCAAGAUCUCUUCUUUCCUUGCGUCUUCGUCGCACAACAUCCGUGUCUCUGCAUCUGAGUGCUUGAUUUCCUUGCUCCAUACAUGCGUACCAGACUCGGUGAUUCUGGAGCCUUCUGUCAUGGACGAAAAGGUGCUGGAGCGAGUAAGCAAGACUUUGAAAGAUCUGUUGAGUGUGAAGUUCCAGACAGCGUGGAUGGAGGUGUUCAACGUUCUGUCUGCCGCUUUCGAGGUCUUCAGGUGGCGCUCGCAGCCAAUGCUCGACAGCAUCGUAAAGACCGUUGGAGAUCUUCGAGGUGACGAUUCUUUCACUGGCAAGAAAGAGGUUGACGGAGUUCUGGCUGCUGCUGUCAAGUAUGCAGGUGUCGACAAUGUCCUGGCGAUUGUGCCUCUUAAUCUAGGGAAGAAUGCUUCUGGCGCUGGACGUGCUUGGCUUCUUCCUGUGAUACGAGACGCUGUCAGCAACACGAAACUUGUACAUUUCCGUUACGAAUUGGUCCCACUCAGCGAGGAGAUGUUCCAACGAGUCCUCAAUCACGGCAGCAAGGAAAAGACCAUGGAGGUCAAGAUCUUUGAAACGAUUGUCAGCCAGAUCUGGUCUUGUCUUCCUGGGUACUGCGAGCUACCAGUGGAUCUCACGCACGCAUUCGACCAGUCAUUCGCAGAAAUGCUCAGCAAUCUCCUGUAUCAACAACCGCAGAUGAGGACUGAUAUCUGCAAAGCUCUGCAGAACCUCGUCGACACAAACAAGGCCAUUGCUGAGCUUGAAGGUGACGAGAAUCUUAUCGAGCAGGGCAGAGUGACCAGAGAAGCUGCGCAGAAGAACAUUCAGCAUCUGGCCUCAUUCGCCGGCAACCUCCUCGCUGUCUUGUUCAACGUGUACAGCCAGACGUUGCCACACAAUCGCGGCAACUUGCUGCAAUGCAUCAACGCCUAUCUCAGCAUAACCCAAGAACAAGAGCUACUGGAGACCUUCCAACGCGUGGCGACGAUGCUGGAGAGCUCACUGGCGGAGGAGGGAUCCCAGACUCAAGCUGACAAGCAGCGUGAGCAGGGCUCAAACAAGGAUUCGAAGGACAAGAUGCCACCCACAUCGCAUACCCUUAUGGAUCUCAUCAUCACAAUCUCCACAUACCUGCCCAGAGAAAGCUUCGCCGGACUUUUCAACAUGGCUACAAACAUCGUCAACAAACAGGAUGAUCCACAGCUGCAGAAGAAGGCAUACAAGCUCAUACCACGACUUUCAGAGUCGGAAGCUGGUCGAAAGGCACUGGAAGAGCGGAACGCGGAUCUGCAGCAGCUACUUUUGGGAGCCGCCGACAAAGUGUCUGCGCCUGCGAAGAGGGACCGUCUCGCUUCCAUUGCAGAAAUCAUCCCUGGAAUGCCGCAGUCCGACCUGCACUUCAUUCCUUCAAUCAUCUCGGAAGUCGUGAUUGGCGUCAAAGAGGUCAACGAGAAAGCUCGAACCGCGGCUUUUGAUCUUCUUGUGCUCAUGGGCGAGAAGAUGGCAGAAGGCGGAACAGUCGUCAACGCUAAAGUUCCGCACAUGCCUGACGAUGCUCCUCCCGUGCCUGCAAGUCUUGAAGAGUACUUCACCAUGGUCUCCGCUGGUCUCGCUGGCUCCACACCACACAUGAUCUCAGCUUCCAUCACGGCCCUGACGAGACUCCUUUACGAGUUCCACGGCCAGCUGCAGGAGUCGACGGUUACAGACUUGGUGCAGACCAUGGAUCUCUUCUUGACCUCCAAGAAUCGCGAGAUCGUUCGGUCGGUUCUCGGCUUCGUCAAGGUCUGCAUCAUCUCACUGCCCAGCAACAUUGUGCUCCCUCGCCUCGAAUCCCUCGUUCCAAAUUUGAUUGUCUGGAGUCAUGAGCACAAGCAACACUUCAAAGCCAAGGUCAAGCACAUAUUCGAGCGCAUGAUACGAAGAUUUGGAGCUGAGGUUGUCGAACGACACACUCCAGAAGCGGACCGAAAGCUCAUCGCGAAUAUUCGAAAGACACGCGAGAGGCGAAAGAAGAAGCGAGAUGCCGAUGACGAUGAGGAUGCCGUACCGGCUGAGAAGCGACAAGGAAAGUUCGAGAGUGAAUACGACGAAGCUGUCUACGGCUCUGCUUCGGAUGAUUCUGGGUCAGACAUUUCAGAUGAUGAGGUCCUUGGUCGAGCAGUCGCGAAGGGUCAGAAAGCCAAGAAGGGAGGCCACCAGUACAUUGUGGAAGAUGACGAAGAGCCGCUCGACCUACUUGACCGAAAGGCACUCGCGCACGUCUCUUCAACGAAACCUACCAAGAACCGCGGUGUCGAAGGCAAGAAGAACAAGGCCAAGACGGAUCUGGAUGGCAAGUUGGUCUUCAACGAGGACUCAGAUCUCGAAGUCGUUGAGUUUGACGACGAGGGCAUGUUCGACGGACAGGAGCCUGGUGAUGGUACGCUCGAAGGUGGAAUCAACGCCUACGUGAAUGCUAUCAAGGGUAAGAAUGCUCCUCAACGCGGACAGCGUGGCAAGCUCAAAUUCAAAAAUAUCCGUGGCGAUGACGGUGAUGAGAUGGAUAUCGACGAUGAUGACGCAGUUGCUGCUAAGAAGAAGCUGGAUGCCAAUAAGAGUCCCCGUGGUGGUGGCAAGCAGAAACCACAGAGGAGAGGUCUUGCUGGAGAGAAGCCAAAAGGCGCAUUCUCACCUGGCGGCGGGAAAGUUCACAAAGCACGAGGUGGAGGGUUCAAGCAUGGAGUUCAGAGUCGCCGUGGCAGAGGUAUGAAGAGGUAG